Messenger RNA from Lates calcarifer (barramundi perch), 3997 nucleotides. RefSeq names its product myelin regulatory factor like. NCBI's taxonomy places the organism in Eukaryota, Metazoa, Chordata, Actinopteri, Centropomidae. Gene Ontology annotation, molecular function: sequence-specific DNA binding; DNA-binding transcription factor activity. The coding region runs from base 332 to 3178 and encodes 948 amino acids. Gene Ontology annotation, cellular component: nucleus; endoplasmic reticulum membrane. The transcript is spliced from 24 exons. The record is from RefSeq and is a predicted model, not a curated record. Gene Ontology annotation, biological process: protein autoprocessing; positive regulation of DNA-templated transcription.
CAAAGUCCAGCUGACAGAUAGAGACGAUCCGCAGACGCCACAAACAACAAGAAGAAGGAAAUUAAUCUAAAAGGAAAUAAUUCUCUCAGCUGAAACCGUUUAAAACAAAGAGGAACAUUGGAGAAACAUUUGGCGAAACUCUAAUAUCUGACUCUAAAUCCUCCUUUACAGAUGGAUUGUACCUGAGGACGAACUGAUCACAUAAAUCACACAGAUCACUGCUGAUCGACUGACCGGUGGCCAUCUUGGAGAGACACACAGCAGCUGCUCCAGCCGGGACCUCUCCUGAUCUCUCCCUGCUCCCCAGCCUCGGUGUCCUCUGCUGGGCAACAUGGAGCCUGGAGUCAGUCGGUUGCCGCUCCAGGUCCUGGGAGAGAAUGAGGCGCUGCAGCAGUUCUUCAGUGGUCAGGAUGUGAGUGGCAUGUUGGACAGCUCUGUUGCCGUGGAUACGAGCAUCCUGGAGCAGUAUCUCAGCAAUGACAUGGAUCCAAACAGCUUCAUGCUCCCUGAGUCUCCGCCUGACUCGAGCUCAGAGGCCUGUUCACCAGCACAGAUACCUGAUUUCCAUUACGAGCAGCCCUAUUGGUCCAACCAGCCGCCCAACCAGGAGGCGUUCCAACCCACGACUCAGUCCACAGCUUCUUCAUCCUGUCGCUUCAAGGAUCGAGGCUCCGCCCCCGGCCACUCUGACCUGUUGACCCAUGAUCAGCUCCGCAGUUUGGGCCUCACUAACACUCACAUCAAAUCUGGGACACCACCCAUCCCUCCUGCUGCACCUGCCCCAUUCCACCAGCACACACACCACUCACCUGAGCACAGACAUUACCUGAGUCCAGAGAGAUGCUCGCAGGUUUACACCCCACCCACACCCCCCUCUCCGCCCCUACCUCCCCUGAACAGCUAUAUUCCACCCCAUGCUGGUCCAAGCAUGAUCCCGCAUUUAACCACGCCCCCUUCAACCUGUUUGGAAGGCUCCACGCCCACGCAACACACCUGCUCCCCACAAACUAAAAAAAGGAGAAGAUCCGAGUGUGAGGAACCAUCGGCAGGAAUCGAAGCCUCCUGCAGUGAUGGUGAUGCGACUUGUGGUGUCAGUGGAGGGAACAGCACAGGUGGUGGUGGACCAAAUAUGGGAUCCUACCAGCUUCUGACCUGGGAACAUUUUAGGCCAGGACAGUGGAGCACUUUGUAUGACAGCAACUACCAGACACUGUCUCCUCCAGCCUACCAUGUCGACACAGAUAAAGGCUUCAACUACUCUGCAGCUGAUGAGGCCUUCAUUUGCCAAAAGAAGAACCACUUUCAGGUCACCAUUCACAUUGGUGUGGCCGCAGAGCCACAAUACGUCAGAACACCCAGUGGGACACAGGAGGUGGACCACUUCCAAAUAAAAGUGUUUGGGUUCAAGCUGGAAGCUCCAAGUCAACAGGUGACCAUUGAACAGUCUCAGCCCGACCGCAGCAAAAGGCCUUUCCACCCCGUCAGGGUCAGCCUGCCUGGUGGAAAGAUCACCAAGGUAACGCUCGGCCGGCUGCACUUCAGCGAGACGACAGUCAAUAACAUGAGGAAGAAAGGCAAACCCAACCCUGACCAGAGGUAUUUCCAGUUGGUGGUUGGUCUGUACGCUGCAGUGGGAGAGGACACCUUCCUCCUGACAGCUCUGGUGUCAGAGAGAAUCAUCGUCAGGGCUUCUAAUCCUGGUCAGUUUGAGACAGACGGGGAUGCCCUGUGGCAGCGGGGGGCAGUGCAGGACGCGGUGGUCUGUCAGGGACGGGUGGGCAUCAACACCGACUCCCCUGAUGAGGCGUUGGUCGUCUGCGGUAAUGCCAAGGUAAUGGGCACCAUUAUGCAGCCAUCUGACUGCCGCAUCAAAGAAAACAUACAAGAGGUCGACUCUGAGCAGCAGCUGAAGAGAAUCACUCAGAUGAGAUUAGUUGAGUUUGAUUAUAAACCAGAGUUUGCCUCCACCAUGGGAAUGGACCACACCCACCAGACAGGUGUAAUAGCUCAGGAGGUAAAGGAGCUGCUGCCGUCAGCGGUGAGGGAAGUCGGAGACGUCACCUGUUCUGAUGGAGAGAGGAUUCAGAAUUUUCUCAUGGUGGACAAGGAGCAGAUUUUCAUGGAGAACAUUGGGGCGGUGCAGCAGCUGUCAAAGCUCACCGACAACCUGGAGACUCGAAUCCAAGACCUGGAGGUUUGGAACCGCCGACUGGCUAAACUGAAGAGCCUGACGGGCAGCCUGCGCUCCACAGGGAUACCCAGGAAACACAGCAAUGUGUCAAUGAUGCCGAAUACUGACGCGUGUAAGACUGAGAAAGUUCAGAACAAGGGUGGGAGUCAGAAAUACAGCCACUGUCUGCAGAAUAAAGUCUUCCACAUCAGCGUCUUCACCCUGCUGGCCACCAUGGCUCUCUGCUCCAUCUCUAUCAUCACUCUGUACCUGCUAUAUUUUGGGAAUAACGUAGACCUCACUCCCAACAACAGUAAUGGCAGUGUGGUUCCCAUGCAGACCACAGCGUGGACCAGCACAGUCCCACCCACUAGCUCACCUGGCCUCUGGCCCCCAGAUGUGGACUUCUGUGACCUGUUGUACUGUGAUGAGGUGUACUGUUGCCCCUCACCAGCAGAGGGCGGCACUAAAUUCAACAUCGCCACCCCUGAACCAGCUGGAGCAGAAAAAUCUGAUUUGACAGAAAAAAGAAGAGAAAAACUUUAUCACAAGCUGAAAAGUGCUAAAGACUGGACAAACACCACCAUCCAGUCUUUCAGGAUCAAAGAGAACCAGCAGGUGAUCGACAGCAGAUACUGUCUAAGAGGUGAAUGUGGGCCAGGUAGAUACGUCUACAGAGUUCCCAUCAGCCAGUUUGUCCCAGUCAACAUGAGAGUUACACUAAUCAUGAACUCUACAGAACUGCUGGUCGUCCAUCUGUGUGAUUUUGAUGAGUCAGCGGCCUGUUCUGCUCUGCUGGAUAUUAACACUGUCACAGGGAGCAGAUACCCACCAAACACACAGGGGGAACAUGAAUGGCCUCUCCAUGUGGCUCGGCUUUAUCACAGCUCGUAUCACUUCCGCUCCACAGUGGCUGGUCAAGCAAACUGCAGUACUGACCAUCACUACGGGGGGGCACGCUUCACUGACUACAUUUUCCACUUCUACAGACACUGCACAAACUCGUAGACGCACAUUUAAAUAAAUAAAAAAUAUUACAUUUUAAUUUAUUAAAUAUUUUCUUUAUUCUCAGAAAGAUGAUAAUCAGAGAAAUGAAGGCAGACUCAUCACUUCUGUUUUUUUGUUUUUGUAAACAAUACGUUUUUUAUUGUGAUGUAAAUCACUGUUGCUGACAUACUCUCCUGCAUCAUCGCAAAAAUUGUCAGCAGUAGACAUUCAGCUCAGAUCAGAUAGACAUUAUUUCCUUUUAUGUUCUUCAAUUUAUCAUUACUGUCUUAUCUUUCCUGCUUCAUUAGAUAUUGUUCAGCUAAUAGAGACAGUAGAGCAACAGAGCGACUUCAUGAUGGAGACUAAACUGAUUAAAAGAUUAGGUCAAAGCUUCUCUCUUAUAAUUCACCAUGUUCAGCCAGUCAAUCGCAAUCACAAAUUGAUUUUCAGCACAUUGAAAUUUAGUAAAUUAUGUACAGAAAUCAAACACUGAUUUUAUUUCCCUCAAUAAAGAUUAAUGUAAUUAAUUUGAAAGUUUUACUAGCCUUUAGUUAGUCAUUACGAUGUUUGUAGAGUUUUUCUGUAAAGGACUUAUUGUAUCUCAUGCUUAUGGAACAGGAUUAUGUCUAUGUGAGAGAUUACUAUCUGAAAUCCAAGAAAACUACAUCAGAUUCUCAUAAUUUCACUCAAAUUUUACUUAAAUUUAAGACGCUAAGAGAAUUCAAUCAGAGACUGUUUUAGAAGCUCAGCUUUUCUUCUCAGAACCAAAAUAAAUUGCAGAAUGUAUAAAAACACAAUGUAUGUAUGUUUUACAAAUAUACAUUAAAGCUUUAAAGAUGG